Molecule: messenger RNA, 1857 nt
Organism: Penicillium argentinense
Lineage: Eukaryota; Fungi; Ascomycota; Eurotiomycetes; Eurotiales; Aspergillaceae
Product: Succinate semialdehyde dehydrogenase
Exons: 9
Coding region: 1-1857 (618 amino acids)
Biological process (GO): GABA catabolic process
Molecular function (GO): succinate-semialdehyde dehydrogenase (NAD+) activity
Source: RefSeq, a predicted model, not a curated record
AUGGAGCGUCUCAUCCGCCCGGUUGCCCGCCAAUUGCUGCGUCCUCGUCUUCGCUAUCCCUACUCCAUUCCUCCCCCGCCUAUUGCGAAGAGACUCUACACCAUGGGACACAACAAGCCCGACCUUAAGGAUAAGUCACUCUUCAUUGAGAAGUGCUAUAUCAAUGGCGAAUGGGUAGGUGCUCAGUCGGGCGAGACUUUCGAGGUCCACGACCCCGCCACUGGCAAGCUGAUUGGAACAUGCCCCGAACUCGAUGCGUCCGACGUCGAAAAGGCCAUCCAAGCGGCCUCCGCUGCGUUCCCCGAAUUCCGCACAACCCUCGCCCGCGAGCGCGCGCGCAUGUUGCGUCGGUGGUACCAGCUCAUGAUGGACAACGCGGAGGACCUGGCCAAGCUGAUUACCUGGGAGAACGGCAAGCCGUUCGCCGACGCCAAGGGCGAAGUGAACUACGCCGCCAGCUUCUUCGAGUGGUUCAGCGAGGAAGCUCCCCGCGUCUACGGCGACACCAUCCCGGCUACUGUUCCCGGUAACCGGGUGAUGACCCUGAAGCAGCCUGUCGGUGUCUGUGGUCUGAUCACACCCUGGAACUUCCCGGCCGCUAUGAUCACCCGUAAGAUUGGACCUGCCCUCGCUGCGGGCUGCACUGUUGUCGCUAAGUCUCCCGGCGAGACCCCCUUCACUGCCAACGCUCUCGCUGAGCUGGCUCACCGCGCUGGUAUCCCUAAGGGUGUCGUGAACAUUGUGACUGCCUCGAAGAACACCCCUGCUGUGGGCGAGGCGAUCACCACCCACCCGGAGGUGCGCAAGGUUUCCUUCACCGGUUCGACCAAUGUCGGCCGGCUGCUGAUGAAGCAGGCUUCGUCGACCAUCAAGAAGGUCUCCUGGGAGCUGGGUGGUAACGCGCCGUUCAUCGUCUUUGAUGAUGUGGAGGAUCUCGACGCCGCGGUCAACGGCGCCAUUGCCUCCAAGUUCCGUAGCUCGGGCCAGACUUGCGUCUGCGCUAACCGCAUCUACAUCCAGAAGGGCGUGUACGAUGAGUUCUCCAAGCGCUUCGCUGCCAAGGUUAAAGACUUUAAGCUCGGAGGCGGCUUCGAGGAGGGCAUCACCCACGGCCCUGUGAUCCACGAGCGUGCCGCUGAGAAGGUGCACGAGCACGUCCAGGAUGCCACUUCCAAGGGUGCCAAGGUUCUUAUUGGUGGACAGAAGGCUUCUGCGCUGGGUCCUAACUUCUACGAGCCCACUGUUCUGUCUGGCAUGAGCAAGGAAAUGCUCAUCGCUUCCGAGGAGACUUUUGGCCCCGUUGCUGGCCUCUUCCCUUUCGAGACUGAGAAGGAGGUUGUGGAUCUGGCUAACAAGGCCGAGGUUGGUCUGGCUGGUUACUUCUUCAGUGGUAAUGUUCGCCGUAUCUUCCGCGUUGCGGAGGCCCUUGAGGUUGGUAUGGUUGGUGUCAACACUGGUCUGAUCAGUGACGUUGCUUCUCCGUUUGGCGGUGUCAAGCAGAGCGGCUUCGGCCGUGAGGGCAGCAAGUACGGUAUUGACGAGUUCAUGGUUAUCAAGAGUGUCACCUUUGGCGCUAGCGUCUCGCGCGGCGUGUCAUCGAAGCUGCGAAAGCCGGCCGUCAGUCUCGACCAUUUCAUCCAAAGACAACGGGUCCUCGCGUUUUGGCGUGAAAUUUCGCGUGCGUUGCGUAAAAUUCCCCCCUCUGCGACGCGCGACGAAUUACGUGGCUAUGCUCGUCAGGAAUUUGAGAGACAUCGGGAUGUUACUGAUCUGGGACAUAUUCGCUACCUUCUCUCAACCGGCAAAGCCGAGUUCGAGACUAUGAGGCGGUACAUCGAUGAACAGGUUGUCGGCUGA